Acanthosepion pharaonis is the source of this 513-nucleotide messenger RNA. The record is from the annotation of a GenBank genome assembly. Lineage: Eukaryota; Metazoa; Mollusca; Cephalopoda; Sepiida; Sepiidae.
AUGAAAAACGGAGACAAGGAUAUUUCAACUAAGCCCAUUGUCCAUCCAGUGGCUGUAGGUGGUUUUAAUAAGAAAACUGCUUCUUUGUACGAUGCAAGGCGGCCAGAAUAUAGCAGUGAAGCAGUUGAUGCAGUUCUGAAGUAUAUGGAUUUGGACAAUCUGCAACCUUUAGAAAACCUGUCUGCUGAUAUUUUGGAGUUGGGAGCAGGAACUGGAAAGUUUACAAAAUCCAUUCAUUCCAAAAUCAAGAAGUCUGUGAAAUACCUUGCCACAGACCCAAUGGAGGGUUUUCUCGAACAAGCGAAGAUGAAUUGUCCUAACAUUGCAACCAGAGUUUGCCUUGCAGAAGAUCUGCCUUUUCCAGAUUCUUCAAUCAGAUUAGUUGUAGCUGCUCAGUGUUUCCACUGGUUUGCAUCAGAUACCAGCUUGCAAGAGAUUCAUCGAAUUCUUGUCCCUGGGGGAAAAUUCAUUUGUCUGUGGAACAACCGUGAUGUUUUCUAUUCCUUGGAUUAA